Triticum aestivum (bread wheat) is the source of this 750-nucleotide messenger RNA. Its product is annotated as paired amphipathic helix protein Sin3-like 4. The record is from RefSeq and is a predicted model, not a curated record. Gene Ontology annotation, molecular function: transcription corepressor activity. The coding region runs from base 50 to 616 and encodes 188 amino acids. Gene Ontology annotation, cellular component: chromatin; histone deacetylase complex. The transcript is spliced from 3 exons. NCBI's taxonomy places the organism in Eukaryota, Viridiplantae, Streptophyta, Magnoliopsida, Poales, Poaceae. Gene Ontology annotation, biological process: negative regulation of transcription by RNA polymerase II.
UCAAAGACAUAGAUCGAAUCAAGGUAAUUACUACUAGUUAGCUGCUCCAAUGGCCGCGGCGGACAGCCACGGGCAGUUUUUGGAAUUGGAGGACGCGGUGAGGUACAUGAAGAUUGUGGAGAACCGCCAUCCGGCGAGCUACAGCGAAUUCCUCGGCGUCAUGGUUGAUUACAAGAGAGGCAGGAUCGGCGUCGCCGAAGUGGCGUCGACGGUGGCGGCACUGUUCCGGGACAGCCCCAACCUCAUCGUCAGCUUCAACGCCUUCUUGCCCAAGCGCCACCGGAUCCGUCUAUCGGACGAACAAGCGGCGGGUUUAGAGAAGCCGACGACCUUCGUGAAGGCGGUGAUGAACACGCACCCGGCCACAUACCGCGAGUUUCUCCGCAUCAUAUUCGACGAAUACGGGAGGGACGGGGUCGGCAUCGCGGAGGUGGCGUCGAGGGUGGGAGCGCUGUUCCGGGAUAGGCCUGACCUCAUCGCCGGCUUCAACGCCAUAUUGCCGAGAGAGCACAAGAUCAAGGUCAUCGGCGGGGUGGAUGAGCAUGAGCUUGCCGCUCGUUUCGUGAGAGAAGUGAGCCUAGAUGACCACGAUGACGAUAAGAUCCACGAUGGAUAAUAUCUCUCACUAUUGGUAUACUAUUAUACUCCAGCAACGUGGAGCGAGCGUAUAUAUUUUUCAAACUUCAAGCUUUGCAUAUUUCGGUAAGAUCUGUUGAGAAAGUAUCAACAUCUACAAUACAAAUUUAACUA